This is a messenger RNA of Aedes aegypti (yellow fever mosquito), 4400 nucleotides long. Its product is annotated as band 4.1-like protein 5. Lineage: Eukaryota; Metazoa; Arthropoda; Insecta; Diptera; Culicidae. The transcript has 9 exons. Gene Ontology annotation, cellular component: cytoskeleton. The record is from RefSeq and is a predicted model, not a curated record. Bases 1071 to 4043 code for a protein of 990 amino acids.
UAAUUUUCCGAAAAGUCAGUCGAGAUUCGCGUUUUCCAGUGUUCGGACGUACGCUUGUAAGUGCGCUCGGCGAAGCUGCGGUGGUUUUUCGCUUGUUUCUUCUCGCGGUUUUGGGUUUUUAUUUUAUUUGCUUCAACAACCUGUGCUAUAACUUUGUAAGAAAAGAAAAAGGUGGACAAAGUGUGAAUCGUGUCGUUUCUGUUGCAUUAAUCUAAUUACGCCAUUCAACUCAGCAGGCGGUACGGGGACAUCAAUUUCGGGGUUCGUUUCCUGACAAAGCCUACUUAUUGCUGGCUGUCUUCCAGCAGCGGGUUGCUUCGAUCGUGCGUUCAAAAGCGCGGAGGACGUGAUCCCCGAUAUAUUUGCGCUGGCGGAGGAAGAGAAACCUGCAUGCAGGUUGCUUCGAUCGUGUGUGCGAGUGUCCGUCUGUGUUUGUUAACAGUAGUGGUGCUGUUUGGUGUCUGGUUGGCAAGAAUCUAGAAGAAGGAAAGGUAAAAUAAAGUGGUGUCUCAAGCUUUGGUUCGGAAGCUUGUUUGUGGGUCCAGGUCCUGGUUUUUUUAUGUUUAAAUCUUAUUCCUGCGGGACGGCGAACUGGGCCUUAAAUCGGACAGCGCGAAAUUCGAAGUUGUGUGAGUGAGACACAAGAAGAAAGAAGCCCAAAGCCUACUAAGCAGGGCACCCCGAAGAAGAGAGUGGUUUUCGGAUCCGGAGGGAAAGGUCUGGAAGAAGAAUCGACGGCGAAAGAAGGUGCCUGGUUUUGGUGUCCAGUCGAAUAAAAGGGAAAAAGUCGAAUCCAUCGAAGAAACACGAUAACAGUGAGUGUGGGCAGCAGGAAUCCAAAGAAAGAAAGAAAGAAGGCAAGUUUCGCCACAUUGCUUUUGUAGUGUUCGUGUCGGGGCCCCGUGUGUUCCGUCCUCGGGUGGCCACGGAGGUGUUCUUCUGGUGACCGCGCUGUCGUGGAAGUUAAUGGCAUGAUUUGCGCUGCGGGUCGGGAGAAUAAGAAGAAGGGUCGCGAAAUUCCGGUGCACUAAAUUAUUGGAUCGAUAGGGGGAAAGUAACAAUCGGGGGAAAUGUUGAGGUUCCUGAGUCGGCGGAAGACCCGCAACGUGCCGGGCACGGAUGCGGCCGACAGCCAGAUCAAGUCGCAGCGCAUCCCGACGAAUAAGAAUCUGGUUCCUUGUCGGGUGAUACUGCUGGACAAUACGGAUCUGUCCGUUGAUUUAUCGAAAAAAGCCCUGGCGAGUGAUUUGUACGAGCAAGUUUUCUAUUCGCUGGAUCUGAUCGAGAAGGAUUACUUCGGCCUGCAGUACACCGAUGCCAACAAUGUCAAGCACUGGCUCGAUCCGACGAAGGCCAUCAAAAAGCAAGUCAAAAUCGGUCCCCCCUACACCCUCCGGUUGAAGGUGAAGUUCUACUCCUCCGAACCGAACACGCUCCGGGAGGAGCUCACCCGAUAUCAGUUCUUUCUCCAGCUAAAACAGGAUCUCCUCGAGGGUCGAUUGGAGUGUCCGGACCCACAGGCGGCCGAGUUGGCUGCCCUUGCCCUACAAUCUGAACUGGGUGACUUUGACGAGACGGUCCACUCGGCGGUAACCGUGUCCGAGUUUCGAUUCGUGCCGAACCAAACCGAAGAGCUGGAGCUUUCCAUACUGGAGGAAUACCGGAAGUGCAACGGCCUUACGCCGGCCCAGGCGGAAACGAGUUUUCUCAAUAAGGUCAAAUGGCUGGAUAUGUACGGCGUCGACAUGCAUACGGUUCUGGGCAAAGAUGGUUGCGAGUACCACCUAGGCUUGACGCCGACCGGCAUCCUCGUGUUCGAGGGCAUCCAGAAGAUCGGCCUCUUCUUCUGGCCCAAGAUCGGCAAGCUGGACUUCAAGAAGAAAAAACUGACGCUGGUCGUGGUGGAGGACGACGACCACGGCCGGGAACAGGAGCACACGUUCGUCUUCCGGUUGCACAACGAGAAGGCCUGCAAGCACCUGUGGAAGUGUGCCAUCGAGCAUCAUGCCUUUUUCCGGUUGCGUGCCCCGGUUAAGGGUCCCUCCGCCAGGCAGAACUUUUUUCGGAUGGGCUCCCGCUUCCGAUACUCUGGCAAAACAGAGUUCCAGACAACGCAGCAAAACCGAGCCCGGCGGACGGUCCAGUUCGAGCGACGGCCCUCGCAACGUUUCGCACGACGACAGUCACACGUGCUUCGCGAACGGCAGAAACAAGUCCAGCCCGACCAGCCGGAACAAUCCACCCAACAGCCACCAUUAUUGUCUACCGCUGAUGAUGCCCAGCACUCCACCUCCGGAACAUCGACGCCAUCCGCGAACACGGUGAUCCACAAUCACAUCUCGGCUUCAGCCAGCAGCGCUUCGGAUAUCGGGCUGCACGUGGUGAACGGCAAUCUGCCGUCGCUCAGUUCCAACAAGUCAAUCUCAUCGAGCGAGGACGUCACGUUCGGCAAGCUGGGGUCCUUCGGCAAGGCCGGAAUCUCGUACAAGCCCGAAGAGCCGCUCGGCAAGCUGAUCGACCACGAGAACCCCUUCAUGCGGGUUCCCGGUCACCACCACGGCGGUUCCUUCGGCAAGGCUUCCAUCAGUUCCGGUUUCAGCAUCAAAACCACCUCGUCCGAUCGGGACAGCCACAUCGACACGCUGAUGAAAACCAUUGCCAAGGAUCCGUCGCCUUCGCUGCACGGCGUAGAACUGAACGAUGCUAGUAGCUUUAAGAUCACCAUUAACAAGACCUCCGAGUUGGAGACGAACAACGACACGCUGAAGAAGCUGGCCACCGGAAGCAGUGCGGCCGCGGAGAAGCCGAAUAACCAGAUCAAGCUGUCGAAUGCUGCCGUGACGCCACUUCCACCCGGGCAGAUCAAGUGUAAUAUUCUCAAAGCACGCGUUGAAGAGGAACUUCACCCGAAGUUGACCAACCACCAGCUGUACGUUCCGCUGAACGACGGUCCAGAUUCUCUGAGUGCGGCCACAUUUGUGUCGGUGGGAGGUGAUAAGCUAACCUUGAACCUAACUGGGACCACGACUCCAACGGUCAGUGGCCACACCACGGUAACGUCGAUGCUGUCCAGUCCAACGGCGGUCACUCCGACCUCGCCAACGCAAUCCCUGAAGAGUUUCCUCUCGCCGAUGACUCCACCGCCCUCGCUAGUAUCAACCACCAGCACCACUGCCGUCCACAGCAGCCUCCCCGACCAGGGAACCUCCCUGCUACUGAACGGCCUUGCUUCCCCACCGGACAACGUAACCGUGACGCACUUCUCCGAGCAGAAGGGCGGAAUCGUCGAGAAGAUCAGCGUUCCUUCCCUUACCUCUAUGGCAACCAGUCCCACCGUAGAGAAGAUCGCCAACAACAACCCCUUCCUGAACAUGUCCCAUCCGUCCUCUCCAACCGUCCCGGUAACCCCCGGCAAGUCAUCCACCAACCCCUUCCACAACAUCUCCACCUCGUCCAACAGUUCCGGAACGUCCGACGUCGGCCUUAACUCCGCCGAAACCGUCAGCAUCCCUAGCUCCCCCCUCGUCCUCCAAACGCCCGAGUUCAAGAGUAGCAACCCCUUCAAGGACUCCAGCGGAGGUCUGAACACUACUAGCAGUAGUAGCUCCCGAGCCCGCAGCAAGAGUCCCGCCAUCAGCAAAACGGCGCUCAGCAGUCGGAGCAACAGUGGCGGAAGUCGCGGAACGUCCCCCAUCAGCAAUGGACACCUCACGCCGAAUGUGAUCGAACUGAAGAGGAAUCCCAGUCUAAGGAGAUCGGUGGCCGAGGCGCUCAAGACGGCGGUGGUGUCGACGAGUUCAACGGAUGCCACGGAUACGGCGGCGGCAGCGGUGACAGCUGCGUCGGCCCUGAGCAACGGAAUUCUGGCGACGGAAAGUAACGGAAAGACCGGAAAACCGACCAAGGAAGCCCUGAAGGAGAACAUCAAACCCUACUCGAUGGACAUCUCGCCGUGGCUGGUCUCGUCGGAUGUGGUUACCGGGUCGAGCAAGGCCAAGGAGGCCACCAUCAUCCGGAAGUCGGUCAUCACCACGCAGCUCUAACUUUUGGAGGGCUCGGACGGAAGCUGUCGCUUUUUUAGAUUUUUAGGUGUGUAAAAUAUUUUUUCCGAUAGAAGAGAUGGACGAAAAUUGUUGUUUCUGGAUUACUAGAGGUUCAACUAGUAACUCUCCGAUUCAGUUUCGUCUAAGUACGUUAAAGUUGUUUGUUGUUAGAGGUUAGAUGAUUCGAAGUGACUAGAUUUUUUUGUUUGUUGGAGAAAGGGACGAGUAUUCUUUCUUGAUUUUAGCCAACGGUAUUGAUUCGUUUUUUAAAGGAAACAUUUGAACUUGCUUUGCAAUAGAAUAUUGAAGCAAUAAAAGCAUUGAAGUUAGAAUGGAGUUCUUUCCGUCAGAUCCAAA